Messenger RNA from Electrophorus electricus (electric eel), 6545 nucleotides. Lineage: Eukaryota; Metazoa; Chordata; Actinopteri; Gymnotiformes; Gymnotidae. The record is from RefSeq and is a predicted model, not a curated record.
GUUGAAUAACUGAACAUAAUCUCAGUUAUAUUACCCUCAUCACCUCUGAGAGGGGACCUCACCCCAUCAACUGACCAUCUGUCGCGCUUGCCUGUCUGUCCAGAGGGUGGCGCUGCUCGCCAUUCAGGUGGUUUUCCGGUUGUGGUCUGAAACUUUAACACAAACCUCCUUUAACCCUCCCGGUGUGAGGACUUAUUCAGCCUGUUCGCACGGGACACACACGCACACACACCUCGGUGAAGUCAAGCGUGUGUGUGUGUGUGUGUGUUUUCUUCACUUUAGUCCACAGAUCUCGCCGCACGACUCCUGCGAGCACAUCCGGGUGUUCGCGUACGCGCGCGUUGCAUUCUGGGAAAUGCCGUUCCACGUUCAUAUUCUUCAACACGCUUUGCGCACAAAGCGCGGCGCGCGGUUGCGCUCCCGCGCCGGUUUGCGCAGACAGCGGGCCGGUCUCCGGUGGUUCUUCCUGGAGCGUCGGAGGUAACAGCAGGCUACUCACGAGCUCAGCCAGUCCGCGCGGAGCAAACACUGCAAACUAAGUGUUUCCACAUCAGCACAGCAAGACCCGGCGGAGCGCGCGGCCAGCGCGAUGAGGACGCGUCUGAGCGCGCGCUUCUGGACAAGGUUUGGGAAUAAACUGCUGAUCCGGGAAGACGAGAGGAAAAGUUAACUAACCGGAGAGGAGACGCCGCGCGCUGCCGUCCCCCGGGUAAGGGCGUGAGGCUUAGAGGGAGAAUCGAAACUGACCUCGUGUGUGGAGACGGAGUACGUUAAAGCGAUCUGAGACGGAGCCUUGAUGCUCGCGACCCCGACGUUCCGGAUUGUCUGGGAUAACUACCCGACGACCAGGCCAGCUGGUCGUCCCGCAGUGUUGAUGGACUUCACCGGACGCCUCUCCGUUUUUCCACGCGGAGCUAGGACGGUACGGAGCACGGUCCGAGGUAGCGGUAGUUAACAAGCGAGCGAGCUGCGGUCACACCGGCACGGGACGACGGGGUUGUUGUAACAGCACGCGCAAAUUAGGUCUGUUCAGCGCCGCCGCUGUCCCGGGCAGAAGACGGACGGCUAUUUCUGUCUCUCUCGCUUUCUCUCACUCACACACACACACACACACACAGUGUUGAGUGAAACUGUAGGCUACACGGGCCGGUCGGAACGUGGUGUCGUUAAUCCUCGCGGCAGGUGCUCGCGUACCGUCAGAGAGCACGUUGGGAAGUAGACCGUUACUCUCGGUAGGACGCGGAUAAACCCGGACGGACGCGCGCGCACAGAGGGCACUCGGGACAGAGUGAGAGCGUGAGACCGGCAGUCUCCGCGCGGACACUGAGCGGAUUGUUUUCGGUGUUGGAGCCCGUGCGCGAGCCAUUCCCGGGUGAAGAGCCCUCUUAUCGGAGGCUGCCCAGGCGUGUGCCUGAUAGGGCACGAGGAGAGACGACAGGAGAAGACGCCAGCGAACAGGAUUCUGGGAAAUCUCCGCAGCAGCUGGGGGCGCCGUCCGGCCUCAGUCCUGCUGAAGACAUUUAAACCUCCCCUCUCUCCGGGUCAGUCCACAGAAGUCAUGCCAAGUCUGUCAGCUCUGUAGUGUGUGUGUGUGCGCGAGAGAGAGAUGGAGACGUCUAACCCUGAAGUGAUUUUGGAGAGACUGGACAACACUUGACCUGCUCUGAGAGGGGACACGGGACCUCUUGUGGGGCGGCACGUUUGUUGCCCCACUUUUGGAGGUUGUGGUUGCCGUGGCAAUGGGGAGUUCUGCGUCAUCGCUGACGGCGGAAACGGAUUCGGACCAUGGGUUUAGCAGUGCGCCCUACCCGCCGGCGCCCCCUGUGGGCUGGCUCCGGAACAGUCACAGCAGUCCAGUGUGGGGGACUACCUUCAUCACUCGGCAACAUCACCCCAUAGCACACAGAGAGAGAAGUCAUUCACACUCUCCGGGUUCGAUGGCUGAAGUGGUCCGGAGUGCAGAGUGGUCUUGUGGUCGCUGCACGUUCCUGAAUCCUGGGGGAUCUCCGCGCUGUUCCAUCUGUGAGGCUCCACGGCAGAAACCGGAUCUCAAUCGUAUCCUCCGGCUCAGCAGCGCGGGGGAAAUCCGCUGGACCUGCCCGCGCUGCACACUCACCAAUCACCACGCAGCGGAGGCGUGUUCUGUCUGCGGAGCCACGCCCACCACCCCCAAUGGGCCUGUCCCACCCGCACAGGCCCCUCCCACCACCUCGGAGCCCGCCUCCGAGGCGGAGCCCAGAAGCCAACAGGCCAGUGAGGAGCCUCUGCAGGCGGAGCCUAACGGGGAGUUGAGCGUGGGUGGGGCUGAGGUGUGUGGGUGGGCGUGUCCUCGCUGCACGCUGCUCAAUACGCCCGUGGCGACGUCCUGCUCGGCGUGCGGUGGCCCACGCAAACUCUCGCUGCCCAAGAUUCCGCCAGAGGCGCUCGUGGUUCCAGACGUGCGCACGCCGGUUUCGGGGUUUCCCGCGGCAACUGCAGGGGCGUCUGCACCAGUGCUCAUCGACCUCACUGAGGACUCUCCACCUCCAGGCCCGUCCGGCACGCCGUCGCCGCCCCCUAGCUCCGCCCCCUUCCUGCCACUGUCCUUCUCUUCCCUGCAGAACAAUCCCGUGCCUCGCAGCCGACGGGAAGUCCCGCCCACCGCCCGCCCGCCCAACCCGACCGCUCCGGCUACGUCUCCCUCAGCAGGCCCCUCCCCCAAACCCAAGCCCCUCCCUCCCGCGGAGCAAGCCUACCCGAUCAAACGCCUCGGUGUACUGGAGGAGGAGGAGCCUAACCAGCCAGCAGCACCUGUCACAUCCCCGCCCUCUUGGAAGUGUCCCGGAUGCUCCGCCCCCUCUGUGCCAUCCGUGUCCUCGGCAGGUCGCUGCGACGCCUGCCGGGGGUCACGGCCGGGGUCGGGCGGUGAUGUCAUCGACGUGCUCGGCGAAUCCGUGCGGUUCACGCCAGCCUCGCCCUCCAGCCCGGACUUCACCUCGUGGGCGUGUUCCAAGUGCACGCUGCGGAACCCCACGGGGGCGGGCCACUGCUCGGCCUGCGGCUCCUCCAAGCUGCACGGCUUCUCCGAGCCCAGCAGCUGCUCCGCCUGCUCCCGCCAGCAGGGGGCAGGGCCGGAGAAGGGGCCGCCUCAGUGGGCGUGUCCGGCGUGCACAUUGCUGAACGAGGGGCGUAAGAAGCACUGCGCGGCGUGUCACACGGCGCAGCAGUACGCGUCCAUACGCCGCGCUGGCCGCGGCCUCCGCCGCAGGGAGAGCGUGCACGUGGAACAGCGCAGGCGCACGGACGAGGGCGAGGCCAAGGAACUCUGGGAAAACAUCGUGAGCUUCUGCAGAGAGAACGCAGUGAACUUUGUGGAUGACAGCUUUCCUCCAGGUCCCAGAUCAGUAGGCUUCCCUGAGAGUGACAGCGUCCAACAGCGAAUCAAAAAGUGGCUCCGCCCACAUGAAAUUAACUGCAAUAACUUUAAGGACCGUGGGGUGAAGUGGUCAGUUUUCCGAACACCCCGCCCAUCUGAUAUACUGCAGGGGCUUCUGGGAAAUUGCUGGUUCCUGAGUGCAUUAGCGGUGCUGGCAGAGCGUCCUGAACUGGUGGAGCGGGUCAUGAUCACGAGGACCAUUUGUCCCGAGGGCGCGUACCAGGUGCGGCUGUGUAAGGAUGGGACGUGGACCACCGUGCUGGUGGACGACAUGCUGCCCUGUGACGAGUACGGAUACCUCCUCUUCUCACAGGCCCAGAGGAGGCAGCUGUGGGUGGCCCUGAUAGAGAAGGCCCUGGCUAAGCUCCACGGCUCAUACUUCGCAUUGCAGGCGGGCAGAGCCAUCGAGGGUCUGGCCACGCUGACUGGGGCGCCGUGUGAGAGUGUGAUGUUACAGGUGAGCUCCACCAACCCCCGUGAGGAGGCCAUCGACACAGACCUCAUCUGGGCCAAGAUGCUGAGCUCCAAAGAGGCAGGUUUCCUGAUGGGGGCGUCAUGUGGGGGUGGGAAUAUGAAAGUGGACGAUGCUAUUUAUGAGUCUCUGGGGCUCCGUCCCCGACACGCCUACUCCAUACUGGAUGUCCGAGACGUACAAGGCUACAGGCUGCUACGUCUGCGGAACCCGUGGGGCAGGUUCUCAUGGAAUGGCUGCUGGUCAGACGAGUGGCCUGACUGGCCUCAGCACCUGCGCCGUGAUCUCAUGGCUCAUGGCAGUAGCGAGGGGGUCUUCUGGAUGGAGUAUGGAGACUUCAUCAAGUAUUUUGACUCGGUGGACAUCUGUAAGAUCCACUCUGAUUGGCAGGAGGUGCGUGUACAGGGCUGCUUCCCCAGCAGAGCAGGGGCACCUCUCACCGUCACUGCGCUGACUGUGCUAGAGAGAACCGCACUGGAGUUUGCCCUGUUCCAGGAGGGCAGCAGGCGCUCUGACACAGCCGACAGCCACCUUCUGGAUCUGUGUAUCAUGGUGUUCCGCGCCUCAUUCGCCAGCGGGGGCAGACUGAGCCUCGGACGCUUGCUGGCGCACAGCAAGAGGGCCGUGAAAAAGUUUGUGGGCUGUGACAUCAUGCUGGAGCCUGGAGAGUAUGCAGUAGUGUGUUGUGCCUUUAACCACUGGCAGAUGAACGUGACAGGAACCACCACUCCAGUAUCCAGCCCCACCAGUGGGAGGGCUGUGAGUCAGGAUUUCCCCGGCUACAUCUUGGCCGUCUACAGCUCCAGACAGGUGAUGGUGGAGCAGGUGGAGGCAACGGCCCCCACCCUCGCUGAUGCAAUCAUACUACUGACAGAGAACAAGGGGGAGAGACACGAGGGUCGUGAGGGAAUGACAUGUUACUACCUGACACAUGGGUGGGCGGGGCUAAUUGUCGUCGUGGAGAACCGUCACCCAAAGUACUACCUCCACGUAUCAUGUGACUGCACAGACAGCUUCAACGUUGUGUCCACCCGCGGAAGCCUGAAAACCAUCGACAGUGUCCCGCCUUUACACCGGCAGGUACUGGUGGUACUCUCUCAGCUGGAAGGCAAUGCUGGUUUCUCCAUCACACAUCGUUUGGCCCAUCGCAAAGCAGCCCAGGCCAAUCUCGGGGACUGGACCCCGACCAAAGCCGCACACUCGCCCCAACUCACCCCAGACACAGAGGGCCUCCACAAACCCCGGCCACUCUGACACACACACACACACACACACACGGAAAGUCAGGGUGAGCAUGCCGGAACUACUGAGCCAAUCAGAUGUCUGCUCCUUGAGCCAAGACCCUCCCGCUGCAAACACACACACACACACACUCAGUACAGCAAGAGAUGCAUCCGCAUGCAAACUUCCAUACUUAUGUUCAGUUAAAUGAACUACACGCACACACACACACACACACACACGCACUGUGCUGUAGUUCAGGGUGUGUUUGUUCAGUUAAAUGAGCCACACACACACGCACACUGCUGUAGUUCAGGGUGUGUUUGUUGUUCAGUUAAAGGAACCAUACACACACGCACACUGCUGUAGUUCAGGGUGUGUUUGUUCAGUUAAAUGAACCACACAUGCACUGUGCUGUAGUUCCUGGAAGGUCUGGAUCAUCUCGUCUGUGAUUAUUUUGUUCAUGUUUCUUUUUUUCUGUCUGUCCGGGUGAGAACGAGGGUGAGAGAAGAAUCUCACUCUGUCUUAUCAUGUCUGACGUGGAGAGAGGCUUUGCUCCCAGAAACCAACAACAAAACUUGAACUGUUCUUGGGCAAAAUGUUUAAAUUUUGGGGAUUGUGUGUAAUGUUAUAUCAUCCUUUUUUCCUGUGUUCACAGAGAUUUAGAAACUUUGUGCAUGUGUGUGUGAGUGACUGCGAGUGUGUGUGUGAGAUGUGGUUCAUCUUCUAUAAACAGCAUCAUUUAGUUAAUUUAUUUGAGGUUGUAAUAAAGGUGUUUAAAGGUCUGAGGUGAUGGAAGUGUCGAUCACUGAUCACUGAUCAGAUUUGUCUCUUUUAGACGAGAUCGUAGUUCUAGUCGUAGCUAGUGUAAAGGUGGUGUAGGGAUGCAUCUGUCCAUAUCCGGUACGUUUGGGUGGGUGUGAGACCUGUGUUGUCUCUUUACUGGUUUUGAUUGUACACUGGUUUUAAAUGCCACACUGACCUGCACCACUGCGUCCUGUGGACUGGUAUGACUGGUUUUUUGCCUGAUUGGUUGUUUUUCUGUGCUUUGCCCUGCAGCUGGUUGUGUGCAGGCCAGUAGCGCCCUCUGCUGUCUGUAGUUGGAGGUACAGCCUCACCUCUCUAUGACCCAUACGUGUAUCCACAUCCUUCUUCCACACAAAUACACUCCUCUACCUACACAUACUUCACUCUCUUUACACUAGUACAUACACACUUCCCCAUUUAACACACACACACCCUCCUCUCUUCUGUGUGUGUUGUACAGCCUGGUUUGUAUAGACCCACAGCAGUGUUGGCUAAGAGAACACUGAAGUGGAACAUAUUGAAUAUUGAGUAUUUUAUUGAUUUUGAAAAAGAAAACUCUAUAAGAAUAACCUCUGUAUGGUUCAUUUGCAAACUCAGGUUCCAUUGGACCAAAUAAAGUUUUUUAAUCAA